Triticum aestivum (bread wheat) is the source of this 2091-nucleotide messenger RNA. RefSeq lists its product as uncharacterized. NCBI's taxonomy places the organism in Eukaryota, Viridiplantae, Streptophyta, Magnoliopsida, Poales, Poaceae. The coding region runs from base 807 to 1610 and encodes 267 amino acids. The transcript has 2 exons. The record is from RefSeq and is a predicted model, not a curated record.
UCCCUGUGUAAACAUGUGUAGCUUGAUUUUACAUUACGCUUUGAACACAAAAGUUCAUUAACACUCUAUUGCCCAUGUAUGCAAAUUUUACUUGGUCCAUGGUCUCAUGAAGAAGCAAGAAAGGGGACACCAAAUAGAGCUCCAGUUUUUUUAUCUAUCUAUAUGUAUAACUGAUUAGCGCCACCCCUUCCAAAAAACAAAAAAGCUAUCCUUCAAAAAGGAAAAACUGAUUAGUUUUUUUUUAGACACUCUUGCUAAGCUUUAUUAAUCUUUCAGAACGUUUACGGGUAUGAAAGGAAUUUCCCCCGGACGGCCUAACCAGACAUGGCGGCCAAAUCAAAGGGUUAAAGCAUGCUUAGCAAGACUGCGAGCCUCGAAAUUCGAGCUCCUAUACUCAUGGACUAUGUUACAAGAUGAGAACGCUCUCUUAUUUCGUGCACUAUAGCUCCAUAAGUCGCUGAUGAGUUGUGCGUGAUGUCCUUCACCACCGUCAGGCAAUCCCACGCAACUUGAAUCUGCGUGACAAAAAGAUCCUCUGCAAUUGACAAACCCUCACGUACUGCCGAAGCUUCAAGAGUUGUUGGUUCUGCAAUAUAUCUGAAAGUGAUUGCAGAGGCUCCAAGAAAGUUACCACGUUGAUCUCUGCCAACUACAACCACCGCUCCAUGAGUACCAUCUACUACCACUAUAAAAGCACAAGAUGGCGGAGAACCAAAUCAUCCUAUCCAUCAAAACCUGCAAUCUGAUGGUCUACAUCUCUCCAGAUACUAAACGCGUUUUAUGCUUUAAUUACCCAUCGUGCCAUUAUGUUAAUUAAUUACCCACCAUGCCAUUGGGUUAAUAUCCUCACGAACAUGUCCCGUCAGAAAAAAAAACCUCACGAACAUGUCGUUGCCCCUCUCGCGACCACGCCGUCGGGGCAGUUUUGGCCACCGCCCCACCCCUCGCCCCACCUCUUCCCCAGAUCCUCCCCGCCAGCCACCCUCCUCGACCCGUGCCUCCGUCUGCAGGCCGCCGCCGGACCGCCCCGUCCACGCGCCGCCGCCAGGGCCGCCCCGUCCACGCGCCUCCGCCUGCACGUCGCCGCCGGACUGCCCCGUCCACGCGCCAGCCGCCCGGGCCGACCCAUCCACGACGCCGUUCACACCAUUCUCUCCUUGCACGGCCGCCUACAAAGGAUAUGGGCCAGGGUGAGCAUGAGCGUGGCAUCGUGGAACCAGGAAGCACCUGCCCAGGAAGAUCAUCUACACCCGCCCGCCUGUCCAUGCACCAGUGGUGGACUGGAGCUACAAAAAAUAUAUUGGGCGGGUCACAGCGAAAUCGCCGUGGUGACGGAUUUCUCUGGUUUGACAUUCAAAAUUACCGAUGUGCCAACGACUCCUCGCCUUUGUUCCUCGACGCAUAUGCCCCUGCGCCCGUUCCUCAGCAUAGUCAGCGACACAGACGCCGGUGCUGUCGUUCCUCUCAUAGCGGAGGACUCGGAAGCCGCUACUGUUGUUCCUCUACGCGACACCGACGUUGUGCCCUCCAGAACCAUGGCAGGACGCCAUGUGAAUGCCUCAGGGAGUGUGUGGAUGCCCACCAAAUGUUUGAUGGGUUCCCCUAAUUGAUCUUUCUAUGUAGCUAGCCCUCUCUAUUUCAGUCUCUCCCUACUCCUAUACAGCUAUACUCCAUGCCUCGGGUGAUGUUAUUUUGUUUCAGUUUUCUGCCAGAUUUAACACUGACCUUUUGUUCAAAUCCUCUCCAGGUUGAACCACUGAAAGGGAGCACCCAAAGAUGCAGAGGCAACAACUCCAAAGAAUCAAUACGGUGAUGUGUUUUCAGUAUUCCUAAAAUAAAUGAAGUAAUGGUGUGAUUAGCACUGACAUUGAUGGAUCAUUCGUUGCUAUUGAGAAAAUCAUCACACUCUGUUAAGACAGAUUCCAUUUGUUUUUAGCACAAGCUCGCAUAGGUGUCGUAUGAAAUUUGAGUCAUUUGAACAUUAAGGAUAUAGGUAGUUCCUGGUUGCUCUCUGCAGUAUAUUCAUUCGAACACCAAGGAUGUGAGUAGAUUCAGAUGAUUUUUAUUACAUAAAUGAGUGUUUAAUGUAUC